This is a messenger RNA of Erythranthe guttata (spotted monkey flower), 1816 nucleotides long. RefSeq names its product trihelix transcription factor ASR3. NCBI's taxonomy places the organism in Eukaryota, Viridiplantae, Streptophyta, Magnoliopsida, Lamiales, Phrymaceae. The record is from RefSeq and is a predicted model, not a curated record.
UAAUUUAAAAUGGAAGAAUUACUAAAGCACGGCAAAGAAAAAUAUCCCAACUAAAACGCGUAGGGUCACAAAAUUCCACCCAAGGGAAAGUGACUCUCCAAUAGUAAGACAACAAUUUGAUUAUUCUCAAUUAAUUAAUUAAAGAGUGCCCUUAAUUUAUAGGUCCAAUUUAAAAUUGAGAAAGUAACCCUCAUCAUGGGAAUAAUUAUUGAGUACAAUACUAUUUUGUUAUUUGUUAGAUAUUGGAUUAAGUAAAAGUAAAAGAUUAGCCUAAUCUUAAUCAUCAUCACUAAUACAAAAUCUUGAUUAAGCUUAAGGGGCUCUCUCCCACCCAAACAAAAUAUAAUAUAGAAAAAAGAAAAAGAAAAAGAAAAAAAAGAAAAAUGGGAACCUCUUUCUUCCUCUUCGGAAGGAAGAACACCGUUUAAAAAGAAAACGCCGUUUACUUGACCUAGUCCGUUAGCCACGUGACCUUGAAGACUUUUAUAAAGCGAAAGUCACGUGACCUCUCGAAUGGCGCUGGAGCAGCUGAGUUUAGGUACGGGGCCCGUUGACGGCGGAGCAGACGGCCGUCAGCCGUCGGGGGAUGGCGGCGGCGGUGGCGAUGAAGGAACGAAAACAGCGCGGCUGCCGCGGUGGACUAGACAGGAGAUUCUGGUGCUGAUUCAGGGUAAGAGAGUGGCGGAAAACCGCGUUAGGAGAGGCAGGGCAUCCGGGUCUGCUUUCGGGUCGGGUCACAUCGAACCGAAGUGGGCAUCGAUUUCUUCAUACUGCAAGAGGCACGGGGUGAACCGGGGACCGGUCCAGUGCCGGAAGAGAUGGAGCAAUUUAGCCGGAGAUUUCAAGAAGAUCAAAGAGUGGGAGUCAAAGAUUAAGGAGGAAACGGAGUCGUUUUGGGUUAUGAGGAACGACUUGAGAAGAGAGAGAAAGCUGCCUGGGUUUUUCGAUAGGGAGGUUUACGAUAUUCUUGACGGCGGCGUCGGCGCCGGCGGUGGAGAGGAUUUGGAGAUGGGUGGAGAAUUAUCUCUAGCUCUGGCCCCUGCGUCGGCGGUUGGUGAAGAAGGGGCGGAUCAGGAAGCGUUGUUCGAUAGUGGGCGGAGCACGGCAGCGGAUGAUGGGCUGUUCUCGGAUUUCGAGCAAUCGGGUCAGGAGGAAGCGAUUCGGAGUAAGGAGACUACGGUUAAAGAUAUACCCGCUCCCACUCCGAUUUCAGUUGCAGAGAAGAAGCGGUAUCAAUUGUUUCACGAAGAAUCUCCUGGUCAAGGGAUAAAUAACGACAAACAACCUGAAUCGGAAGAAGCCACUGCUCAACAAGGAAGGAAAAGAAAGCGACGUGAAACUGAUGUAGACGAGGGAGAAACUAAUACAAAUACAAAUACAAAUACAAAAAAUAUUGAGCAUAAAUUGGUCGAAGCUUUAGAAAAAAACGGGAAAUUAUUGAGCUCACAAAUCGAAGCUCAAAACAGCAAUCUUCAGUUGGACAGGGAACAAAGAAACGAGCAUGUCAAUAGCCUAAUCACCGUCCUGAAUAAGCUUGCCGAUGCUUUCGGAAGAAUUGCUGAUAAAUUGUAGCCAUGCAUGCUGCUAGGUGUAUAUAAUAACUAUUUGUUUAUACAUACAUACAUAAAUUCGAGGAUUUCUUUUUUAUUUUCUCUAUCAUAUAACAAAUUCGAGAAUGGCUUAUUUACUUUAUUUUAUUUUGGGAGUAAACCUUUUUGUGUUGGGUUAUUUUUAGAUUUAUUGUUACAGGUGAUUGAUUGAUUCUGUAGUAAUGAUGUAACUUAAUUGACAAUGCUACACAUUGUUUUCUUUUUAA